Molecule: messenger RNA, 1095 nt
Organism: Galendromus occidentalis (western predatory mite)
Lineage: Eukaryota; Metazoa; Arthropoda; Arachnida; Mesostigmata; Phytoseiidae
Product: transcription factor MafG
Exons: 2
Coding region: 158-619 (153 amino acids)
Biological process (GO): regulation of transcription by RNA polymerase II
Cellular component (GO): nucleus
Molecular function (GO): DNA-binding transcription factor activity, RNA polymerase II-specific; RNA polymerase II cis-regulatory region sequence-specific DNA binding
Source: RefSeq, a predicted model, not a curated record
CUCGACUCUGGUGGUGUAGUGCUGGUGUACGAACGGCAGUGGAAUCAUCAAAACAACGUUGAUAUCACCACGGACUCCGCGAUCGUUGCUUCGCCGGAACCGAACCGCUCGUAUCGUCGCUGAGGAGCCCGUUCCAGACGGGGAAAAAAGUGCGAUAAUGAAGCGCUUCUCCAACUCGUCGGAGACCGAAUCCAGUAGCGGGAAGCGAGUCCGGAACAUCUCGGAGAGUAGCGAAGAUUUCGACGAGUUGCCAAAAUCCAUCACCGAUAAGAUCCAAAUGUCCGACGAAGACUUGGUGACCCUCGGUGUUCGGGAACUUAAUAAGCGUCUCAAAAAUGCUGGUCUCACACGUGCGGAAAUCAUGAAGAUGAAGCAGCGCCGGAGAACCCUGAAAAACCGCGGCUACGCUGCGAGCUGUCGCACAAAACGAAUCGAGCAGAAAGAUGAGCUCGAAUACGAGAAAAACGGGAUCCUCGAUCGAAUAAGUGCCCUGCGACGAGACAAUGCUCAGAAGACGAACAGCAUCUCUCAUCUGAAUCAUCAGUAUCGAGAAUUAGUGAGAUUCGCGGCAGAGAGCAACAUUCCACUACCGAAAGAGCUCAUCAACUUGGAAUUCUGACGCGAUACAUUUCUGAGUCAGAGAAAGGAUUCGGGGCGGACACUGUACAAAGUCGAAGUAUCCGGGGCAUUUUCGUGAGAGAAUUUUGGUCUCAACCAUGGGUUGGUAUCCUCGCUGGCUGCGAAAGAUCGAGAGAUUUGAGCGCUGCGAGACUUGUUAUCGGAAUUCGGAAGUCUGUUCGCGAGAGAGUUGCCUGCUCUGUGAGGAACAUGACCGGGCACCGAUGGGCGGAGCAUGAGAUCAGAGACACCUGCUUGAAAAUAAUAAAGUCGACGUUGAGGGGAUAUUGACCCCCGAUAGGAAUCACCUACGCUCUGUCUCGGAGCUUAUCGGAAGUCGAGAGACGGCUCUGGCUGAUGACUCAGCUCGGGAUGAUAUACCUUAUUUCUGUCCGCACGUCGCUCGGCUCCCCUGCUGAAAAAUUGUAUACACGAUGAGUCGAUGUACACUACGAAGAAAUAAAAUCUUUUGUCGGA